Molecule: messenger RNA, 1119 nt
Organism: Penicillium diatomitis
Lineage: Eukaryota; Fungi; Ascomycota; Eurotiomycetes; Eurotiales; Aspergillaceae
Product: alpha/beta hydrolase
Exons: 1
Coding region: 1-1119 (372 amino acids)
Source: RefSeq, a predicted model, not a curated record
AUGCCGGAUCCCAAGGAAGUCAUUUCGAAUAGCCGUUUCCAUCGCCGAAUUUCCCUCAGUACUAGCCAGGGUCAGCUCAGCGUCUCCUUUGCCGACAUUGGCUGCGAGAAUGGGCCCGUGAUAUUAUUUUUGCCGGGCAUGUUCGCAUCGCGCUAUGCAGGGAUUCUACUGCAUGCCAUUGCAGAGAAAGCGGGCAUCCGUCUUCUCGUCAUCGAUCGUCCGGGGAUGGGCGCAUCCACCGACGUCCCUCUCGCUCACCGCGUGGAUACAUGGAUCGAGGUCAUGCCGCAAGUACUGUCAUAUCUCCAAAUUCAACGCGUGAGUUUGGUCUCACAUAGUGCUGGCACUUUCUACUUGCUUAACACGUGGGCCAAGUGUCGUCAAUAUAUCAACCCAGAAGCGGCCGUCAUAGGUAAUAUUGACAUUCUUCCUGUCCGUUCAGCUCUUCAAGAGCCUUCUUUUACGACGGUUAUCUUACUCACACUGCCCUCUUCAGCUCCGUGGGUCGACUUGAAAUAUUCUCGCGUACUAUCACUGCGGGCUGCAUCGUACAUCCCCUCGAAGGCAUUUAGUUUUUGGAACGAAAUCCCGCGCUUCUUCGUGACGCAGGCGAGCCCUGUCGUAUCCGCCAGCGGUGCCUUCGUCCGCUAUUGGUCGCCAUCUGCGAGCAGCAAUUCCGAGGACACCGCAAGUGAUGUUGCUUUCCUGGUCACAAAUUGGCGCAAAGUUGAGCGAGACUAUGGCGUACCCCUUUCUGAGCAAAAGGAGCUGGCGCAACUUGUCGGUCGCUUUCUGCACACCGAAAACACGGUCGGUGCCAACAGCGAGGCCAUGCAAUGUCUUCGUAAAGAUGGCGGUACUAGUUGGGGAGUCUGCUCUGAUUAUGUGGACUGCGCGAAGGCCCUCGCGACAGAGCCAUUCACUCUGCGCGCAUACUUCGCCGAAACAGAUGCCUUGAUUGGGUCAAAAGGUCAGCAAUAUUUUGAAAAUUGUUGGCGUGGCCCUGGUGUGGAGGCGAUCGAAUUCACUUCGAAGACAAUACCUCAAUCAGACCAUGAUACCGUGUUUCAGUCGGUAGAGGUCUGGGAGGACAUAUUCUCCUCUUUCAAGCUACAGUGA